Larimichthys crocea (large yellow croaker) is the source of this 3798-nucleotide messenger RNA. RefSeq names its product MLX interacting protein (gene mlxip). Gene Ontology annotation, molecular function: RNA polymerase II cis-regulatory region sequence-specific DNA binding; protein dimerization activity; DNA-binding transcription factor activity, RNA polymerase II-specific. Gene Ontology annotation, biological process: regulation of transcription by RNA polymerase II. Gene Ontology annotation, cellular component: nucleus. The transcript is spliced from 17 exons. NCBI's taxonomy places the organism in Eukaryota, Metazoa, Chordata, Actinopteri, Sciaenidae. Bases 319 to 2925 code for a protein of 868 amino acids. The record is from RefSeq and is a predicted model, not a curated record.
CUGACCGCGGCCAAUCAGAGGCGCUCUGACACAGGAACUUCCUGCUCCGGAUAGAGGAGCAGUUUUUUUGUCAGCUGGUCGCUGCUGCGACUUUUACGUCAACUAUCUAACAAGACAACAACAAGUCAACUUUAUUAACCAGCAGCAGCGAGCUUUAAGUCAUGAGUGAACGGGGGACUCGGACUGCACAACACCAAGCUGACAAACUUUAACCCGACCGCGUCUCGCAGCAGAGCCUCAUGAAAGUGGGAGUUUUAUUGUCCUAGCUCGCUGGCUAACGUUAGCUAUUUGUCUGGUGUGUGUGUGUGUGUUGCCGAUAUGGCUACCAGAGAGACGGCUUCACGGCAGAAAUACCGUCGCCCACCGGCGUGCAUAAAGCAGGAGCAGGAGGACGACUCCGACGCGGAGGAGACUCACCUGGGGCUGAGGAGGGCGGACGGGCUGGAGUCUCAGAUCAUCCACAGCGGACACUUCAUGGUGUCCUCGCCCCACAGCGAGCACCCACCGAAGAAAGGCUACGACUUCGACACUGUCAACAAACAGACCUGUCAGACUUAUCGUUUCGGCAAAGCCAGCAUGUCUCACCUGUCCAUAGACGCCUCGCUCACCAAGCUGUUUGAGUGCAUGACUCUCGCGUACAGUGGUAAGUUGGUAUCUCCCAAAUGGAAGAACUUCAAAGGUCUAAAAUUGCUCUGGAGAGACAAGAUUCGACUCAACAACGCCAUAUGGAGAGCCUGGUAUAUGCAAUAUGUGGAGAGAAGGGAUAAUCCUGUUUGUCAUUUUGUGACUCCCCUGGAUGGAAAUAUGGACAUGGACAUACAUCGUCCUGCUGAGGCUAUUUCCGCAGAGGGGAAAUGCUGGAAAAGAAGAAUUGAAAUUGUCAUAAGAGAAUACCACAAAUGGAGAACAUACUUUAAGAAAAGGUUACAGAAGCACAAAGACGAGGACCUCUCGAGCUUGCUUAAGGGCCCAGCGGAGCAGUUUUCGCUGUUUGGAGAAGUCUCUCCAGACAUGCUUCGUGUCUCAUUUUAUCAGGAUGAAGAGACUGCGGCGCGUCGUGUGCCUCGUAAGCAUUAUGAAACGCCUGCUCCUAUGGAGAUGGACCCCCUCUUUGACAUGGAUGUUCUGAUGUCUGAGUUUUCAGACACGUUGUUCUCUACGUUAGCCUCGCACCAGCCCAUAGCGUGGCCCAAUCCAAGGGAGAUCGCUCACGCAGGGAACGCAGACAUGAUCCAACCAGGACUCAUCCCCUUACAACCCAACCUAGACUUCAUGGACUCCUUUGAUCCACUACAAGACUUAUUUCACAGCCUCCGUCAGCCCAUCUUCCCCUCUGUUUCCCUCACUGCACCAUCUGUCACCCCUCUACCCAGCAGCAGCUCUCAGUCACAGACCCAGUUAAUGCCUUCAAUGCAACUCACUACCAACAACAUCUCCCCUCCUGGCCCCCUGCCCGUCUCCUCUCCCAUGGUCAGGGAAACCAGUCAAACUGGUAGUGGCAGUGGUAGUGAUGCGCCCUAUGUACAAAACUACAUGCCUCUGUUUCCUGGGCAGGUAGCGCCCAGUGAUCAAGCAGCAGUAGCUUCCUCAGUUUCUCAGCCAUUAUCUUCCCAUCAUGAUCCUCUGGCACAGUGCCUCUCAGGUCAGGACAUGGCCUCAGGGGCACCCAUGGUUCCCUCGCCGUUGAACAACACCUCAGCGCUGGAUGAAACUGGAGCGGCAUCUGUGAUCACACACACAGCCUCCUCUACCGUCACGUGCAGCGAAUCGGCCACAACCUUCAGCCACGGCUCAAACUAUAGCUCCAUAUCCACACAACCUCCGCCUCCUCCAACGCCACUCCAACCCUUGGCUUCGUUGCCUCCCACUUCUGUCCAGCACCCUCAACCUUUUGCCCUGCCUCGCCCCUUUCAGUCAUCCAGUGCCAACAAAAACCGCCCUGUGCAAAGGAUUGCUCCUGCUAACACCCUCCCCUCUUCCCACCUCAUCCUCACAGCCCCUUUCCAAGGUCAUGCUAAUGCUGUGAUUGUCACACCAACACCUCUGAAAGCAGAUGUGGUCCCUAAUACCGGCAUGGUCAUCACUCCUUCUCACCUUGGGCCUCCAGGAUUUCACGUUGUGUCUCAGACACAGAAGUCUCCUCAGCCGAUUGUCCCCAAACAAAAGUCUUACUCUUCCAGCCGCAAAAAUCAGAAAGCGUCCUCUAGUGUUGCUCACAGUCAGCCAGGAUCAGGUCAAGGAUCACCAUGUGGGUUAGAUCAAGUUCCUAGUCCCCAGUCACUGAUCAGCAGCAGCAGUACACCUCUAAUAAAAAUUGAACAAAGUCAGAGCCGGAGGACAACAUACAUAUCUGCUGAGCAAAAGAGACGAUCGAACAUAAACAUCGGCUUUAAAACACUCUGCAACCUCGUUCCCACUCUAAAGUCACAAUCAAAUAUCAGUAACGCAGUCACCUUGCAGAAGACAGUGGAGCACAUUGGGAAGCUCCAGCAGGAGAGGCAGCAGAUGCAGGAAGAGGUCAAGAGACUACGUGAGGAGAUAGAGGAGCUCAACGCUUCCAUUAACUUGUGCCAGGAACAGCUGCCUGCAACAGGGGUGCCCAUCAGGCGGAAUCGCUUCGACCACAUGCAAGAGAAGUUCAAUGAAUAUGUAAAAAACCGCACGCUUCAAAACUGGAAAUUCUGGAUCUUCAGCAUCAUCAUUAAGCCUCUCUUUGAGUCAUUCAAUGGGAUGGUGUCAACUACAAGCAGAGCAGAGCUGUAUCAGACCACAAUGCAAUGGCUCGAUCGUCACUGCUCCCUCAUAGCACUCAGACCCAUGGUGCUGAACACCCUUCGCCAGUUGAGCACAACCACGUCCAUUCUUAGCGAUCCAUCCCUGCUGCCCGAAGAAGCCAUAAAGGCCGUCACGCACACAGAUGUGUAGCCUUGCUCUAAGAGGAGGUGACACGACUCGGGGACACCACAUGAACUUUUUAACAGCAGUCAGAAUGACAAAUCACUAGUUUACGUUUUAGAGACGCUCAGAGAAGGUCGCCACGUCUUCCACAGAUCCACAACUUCCCUGAAAAAAAAUAAAUGAAAUGAUGAAUGCAAGCUAGGUCUGGCUUACUUUUACUCUUCAUAUAUUUGUCCUGCAGUACUUUGAUUCUUGGGAAUGACGCACACCUUUUUGACGUUUAUAACAGCUGUGCACAAAAAAAAAAGCUUUUAUUGUUUUAUAUUUCACCUGCUGUAGGUGGAGAUCAUCUAAAGACUUUAUUAGAAGGUGGUACUCGUGGUUUGCUUUUUUUGAACAACAAUAUAUUUAUAUUUAAAUCACUUUUAUAAUGUAAAACACAACGUUGUGUUUAAAAAAGGGAAAUAUUGAGUGAUUGUGCAUAUAUGUCUUCUCUCUCCAAUGUAUAAAUGUAUGGAUAUGUUGCUUUUUUCACAAGGAGAGAAGAUGAAUGUGGAUUUUUUUUUUAGGACUAGCUGACAGUGUAGUAAAUGUUGUUGGGUUUUUUUUGUUUUCUUUAGAGGUUUGAACCUCCCAGAAAUGCGACUCGUGUGCUAGUCCGUGCUUACUUAGUACAAAAUGGGAGCUUUAUUGUCGUUUGUCUCAUUUACUCAGGUGAAUGUUACUUUGCCACUUAACGAUGGUGGUUUUCCGUCCAUGCUGAACAUUUGUCUUCAUGCUUUGCUUGCUCUGCCCAUUUUUAUCAAGUUCAACUGCAAAUUGUAUGAGAUCACAGUCAUCUUAGAGACGGUAUGUUACAUACAUGGGUUCCUACUGGGCAGGUUACAGCAAAAAAAAAAA